AUGGUGCUCAGUAAAGAGCAGCAGAAGAAGGAUGCAGAAAUGAAGAAGAAUCUCGACGAAGAUGCGGUUUGGAAACGCAUCCAGCAGAACACCUUCUUGCGAUGGGUAAAUCAGCACCUGACGCAAGUAGAGAAGACAAUAGCAUCGCUCGAGACCGACUUCGCUGACGGGAUUCGCUUCAUUGCUUUGCUGGAAGUUCUUUCGGGAAAGAAAUGCCCGUACAAGUUCUCCAAAAGACCCACCGUCCGAGGUCAGAAGCUGGAGAACGUGUACGUUGGCCUGAAGUUCCUCACCGAUGACGAAGGCCUAAAACUUGUCAACAUCGACUCAUCGGAUAUCGUGGACUGCAAACUGAAACUGAUCCUGGGUCUGAUCUGGACGCUCAUUCUUCACUACUCCAUCUCCCUCCCCAUGUGGGAAGGUGACGAUGAGAAUCUCCUCGAAGGAAAAGCGAAAACACCCAAGGACCGACUCCUCAAGUGGAUCCAAUCAAAGAUUCCCGAUAAAUCUGUGAAGAACUUCACCAAAGAUUGGAACGAUGGAACGACUUUGGGCGCUCUUGUCGAUGCCUUGGCGCCGGGACUGUGUCCCAACUGGCAGAAAUGGGAUCCCAAGGACAACGUCAGGAAUAUCAAGGAAGCCAUGGAUGCCGCCGAAAAAUGGCUGGGUGUAGCUCCGCUCAUCGAUCCGGAUAACAUGGCGAACCCUAAAGUCGACGAGCUCUCGAUGAUGACUUACCUGUCUCAGUUCCCCAACGCAAAGCUGAAGGAAGCCGCGCCUCUGAAGCUGGAAACCAAUCCCAAGAAAGUCCGCUGCUUCGGUCCUGGCAUUGAGCCCAAAGGUGUCACGUGCGGUGCCCCGACCACCUUCACCAUCGAAACGUUCGGGGCUGGCGAAGGCGACCUCGAGGCCUGGGUAGAGGACGAAAAAGGCAACAAGACCAAGGUCGACAUCAAACUGGAAGAUGAAGGCAAAAAGCGCUGGAAGGCGAGCUACACUCCGAAAACCCAGGGCGCCCACAAAGUGUUCGUCAAGUUCGCCGGCCAAGAUGUUCCGAAAGCUCCUUUCGCCGUGAACAUCGAAGGCACGCCCGGAGACCCCAAGAAAUGCGUUGCGUCCGGUCCCGGUAUCGAGCCCAAAGGUCGACCCGCGGGUAAACUCACGCACUUCGACGUCAAAACGACCGGCGCUGGAUUCGGUCAGGUUGAGUGCGUUAUCACGGACCCUGAAGGGAAAACUUCAGCGGUUCCCAUGAAGCUCACCAAGGUUGCGGAUGAUUUGUACAAAUGCGAGUACUGCCCCGUGAAGCCCGGUCCGCACACCGUUCAGGUCUUGUUCGCUGGAAAACCGAUACCGAAAGCCCCAUUCAAGGUCAACGUGGGACUGCCAUGCAACCCCCGCCGCGUGAAGGCGUCCGGACGCGGUCUCCAGAAGAAGGGAGUGCGUGUCGGAGACGUUGCCGACUUCAAAGUCCUGACCACCGAUGCCGGCGAUGGCAACGUUGAGGUGGAAGUCACUGAUCCUGAUGGCAAACUCUUGCCCGUAGAAAUCAAACAGACCAAAGACGAUCGCUAUGAUGUCACCUACAAGCCCGUCAAAGAAGGUCCGCACAAGGUCGUGGUCAAAUACGGCGGUGACGAGAUCCCCAAAGCGCCAUACGAGGUGGGGGUUGGUCCUUUCAAAGAAUCUAAGAUCGUAGCCUACGGCCCGGGACUGAAGGGGGGUGUCACCGAGAAGCCCGCCAAGUUCACGGUCGAUACCAACGGAGAGACCGGCUCGCUGAGUUUCACCAUCGAAGGCCCAUCGAAAUGCUCGAUUCAAUGCGAGGAUCUUGGUGAUGGAUCUGCCGGUGUGACGUAUACACCCAGCGCGCCAGGAGACUACGUCAUUCAUAUUUUGUGCGACGGCGAGGAUAUUCCGAAAUCGCCAUACGUCGCAACCAUCGAACCCGAGAAAGAAUUCGAUCUCACUAAGGUCAAAGCUUUCGGUCCGGGGCUCAGCCCAGGCGUUCAGCAGGACAAGCAAGUCGAGUUUACCGUGGACUGCAAAGCGGCAACUGCGAAGCCAGAGUCGGAUCCCGAUGUCUCGGUGGAAAUCCAUAAUGAGAACUAUGAGCCGAUUCCAGUCACCGUGAAGUCAAACAAGAACGGAACUGUCACCUGCUCGUACAAGCCCAAAGACGACGGAAAAUACACCGUGUGUGUGAACUACAACGGGUGUGCGAUUCCCGACAGCCCCUUCAAGGUCGAUGUGACAGCUAGCGCGGAUCCUCUGAAAGUGAAGGUCUACGGACCGGGCGUUGAAAAAGGAGUCAAAAGCAGCACUCCCACAAAGUUCUUCAUAGAUUGCAAGAACGCAGGCUCCGCCAAGCCCAAGGUGAAAAUCACAAAUGAAGACGGCGACGAGGUGAAGGUCAAGAUGACGGAUAACAAGGACGGCACCUUCACCUGCGAGUACAAGGCUCCCACGCCUGGAAACCAUUUCGUAACUGUCGAGCAAGGCGGAAAACCCGUGCCUGGAUCGCCUAUCAAGGUCGCUGUCGAACCUCACAUGAGCACCAAGGAUGUCGUCGUGAGCGGACUUCAACCGGUCAUCUUCACCAACGCAAUCAACGAGUUCCAAGUGGAUACGUCGAAGCUCCCCAAACCGGAUGAUCAUAAGAUCGAGUGCACAAUCGUAAAGCCUGACGGUUCUCGCCAAUUGGCCAAGGUGGAGUCGACUGGUAACGGAAAAUUCAAGGUCACCCACAUUCCGAAAGAAGUUGGUACCUGCGAAUAUAAAGUGACGGUCGACGGCAUACCCGUUCCGGACAGUCCGUUCCCCGUCAAGGUGGAGAGCGGUUGCGAUCCAUCUAGGGUCAAGGUCUACGGGCCUGGAAUCGAGUUCGGGAAGGUGAACGAAGAAAACAAAUUCACCGUCGAGACCAAAGGUGCCGGGACAGGAGGCCUCGGGCUCUCGAUCGAAGGCCCGACCGAAGCGAAGAUGACCUGCGUCGAUAACAGGGACGGGACAUGCACCGUGACAUAUGUGCCUGACACCGAGGGAGUUUACCGCAUCGGGGUCAAGUUCGCCGGUCAGGACGUUCCGGGGAGCGUUUUCGAAGUCCCCGCUGCUAAGAGUCUCGACGUAUCGAAAGUCACCUGCUCGGGCCCCGGACUCGAAGAGGGCAAAGUUCGCGCCGGCGUUCCGCAGAACUUCACCGUGGACACCAAGGCUGCCGCCGGCGGAGGGAAACUCCCGGUCAGCGCUACCGUCACGUCCUCGGGGUACUCCGCAGAUGGAACCGCGUGUCCUGUAGAGGUCACGGACAUCGGCGAUGGGAAGUUCUCGGUCGAUUAUAUCCCACCUGAAAAUGAAGGCGCCGCAUGCAAGAUCGAAGUCCGCGCUGCUGGCAAGGAAGUGCCGAAGAGCCCGUUCAACCUGAAGCUUAAGCCGAAGGCAGAACCUAACAACAUAAAAAUGGUGGGAGCUCCGCCGAAAGAGGUCCCUUGCUCGAUUCCUCAGGAGUUCGUCAUCGACACCACGGACGCCGGAGCUGGGAAACUCGACAUCGACGUCGUAAGUCCGAAUGGAGAGGUCCGACCAGCAAAAACCAGGAUGCUCCCGGACGGCAAGACUAAGGUCUUGUUCGUUUGCGAUACCCCCGGCAAGAAUAAGAUCGUCACCAAGUACGACGAUAAGGAAGUCAAACAGUGCAGCUUCCAGGUGGACGCCAAGAAAGCCGGAGAUCAUUCGAAAUGUAUUUUCGAUGAGAAUUCUAUUCCGAAGGCGGUGGCUGUCGGUAAGGACUACGAGGUCAAAGUGGACACCCGAGGUGCCGGUGAAGGACGGCUCACGGGAUCGAUAACCAAAGUGGGCUCGAAAACGAAGAGCGUCACAGAUUGUAGUGAAGUCGAUACGAUCGUCCACAAGGACGGAACUCAGAGCGUCCGUUUCAAGGUCAAGGAGAAGGGAGAAUACAACUUCGACCUUAAGUUCGGAGGGGAAAAAAUCACGAAAACCACUAAGAUCGUGACGACGCAAGAAGUUUACGAGGAGAGCACAACAACAACAAGCUACCGCAAAGAGACCAAGACCACCAAGAAGUUCCACGGCCUCCAACUCACCAAUCUUCCUACACGUCACAAGAACAGUGCUGACGUCGACGCUUUCGUCAAAAUGCCGUCCGGAGGAAUCGACAGGCCUGUGAUCGUCGACAACCAAGACGGAACCGUGUCCAUCCGCUACGAUCCCCGCGAAGAGGGCUGUCACGAACUGCACGUAAAAUUCAACGGCGAGCACAUUCAGGGCAGUCCCUUCAAGUUCAACGUCGACUCGAUCUCGUCCGGAUACGUUACCGCCUACGGCCCUGGCUUGGUUCACGGGAUCGCGAACGAGCCCACUCAGUUCCACAUCUCGACCAAGGGUGCCGCAUCCGGAGGACUCAACGUCGCCGUUGAGGGUCCGAGCAAGGCCGAUAUCAACUACCACGACAAUCGCGACGGCACGGUGACGGUGACGUAUCUGCCCGCGGCACCGGGUGACUACAAGAUCACGAUCAAAUUCGCCGAUGAGCACAUCAAGGGAUCGCCCUUCACCGCGAAGGUCACUGGCGAAGGCCGCAAACGCGCCCAGAUCUCCGUGGGUCACUCUUCUGAGGUUUCGCUGAAGGUCCAAGAGAAGGAUAUCAAGACCCUCAAUGCCUACAUCGUAGCCCCGAACGGUCUCGAGGAGCCGUGCUUCCUUAAGCAGCUGCCCAACGGCCAGCUAGGAAUUUCUUUCACGCCCCGUCUCACUGGAGACCACCAAAUCCACGUCCGUCGGCAGGGACAGGAGAUAACUGGAUCGCCCUUCAAGAUCAGUGUCCUGGAUUGCGAAAUCGGAGACUCAACCCGAGUCCAGACUUCUGGAGCCGGUUUGAUCCAAGGAAUCACUCAGAAAGCCAACGAGUUCGUCAUAAAUACCAAGGACGCCGGUUAUGGAGGUCUGUCCAUCUCGAUGGAAGGACCCUCAAAGGCUGAUAUCAAAGUCAAGGACAAUGAGGACGGAACGGUGAAAGUGAAUUACGUUCCAUCGGAGCCCGGAUACUACAUUCUGAACGUGAAGUUCGCUGAUCACCACGUGCGAGGAUCUCCUUUCACGAUCAAAGUUGACGGUGAAGGUUCCAACGUCCAACGAGAAAGAAUUAAGAAACAGCGCGAGGCAGCUCCGAUUUCCGAUGUCGGACAAGAGUGCAAAUUGAUCUUCAAAAUGCCCAACUCGUGUGCUCUCGACAUGGACGCAAAGGUUCAGGGCCCCGGAGGCGACACGAACCCGGCGUGCAUUCGGGAUUCCGACGAUGAGGCCUUCGAGGUCGCGUUCGUGCCCAAAGUCGCUGGCGUCCACACCGUCACCGUGCGCCACAAGAAGUUCCACAUCCCGGGAUCACCCUUCCAAUUCACUGUCGGACCUCUCCGGGACUUCGGAGCCCAUCGAGUCCACGCAGGGGGUCAAGGACUCGAGCGGGGUAUCGCGGAUGAGCCAUGCGAGUUCAAUAUCUGGACUCGUGAAGCUGGCGCCGGGGCGCUCGCGGUGUCCGUUGAGGGACCCUCGAAGGCCGCUAUCGACUUCAAGGAUCGCAAAGAUGGAUCCUGCUAUAUAUCGUACAAAGUCACUGAUCCGGGAGAGUACCGAGUCGGAAUCAAGUUCAACGAUCAGCACAUCCCCGACUCACCUUUCAAGGUUUAUGUCAUGCCGCCGGCUGGCGAUGCCGCUCAGAUCGAGCUUGCGAACGUUCCCGAUUCUAUCAAAGUCAACACUCCCGUCAAUCUUAGCUUGCGCAUGAACGGCGCCAAGGGAACCCUCGAUGGAGAAGUUGUCGACCCAUCGGGCAAGAAAGACGAUUGCUUCAUGUGCUGUCUCGAUGCGGACGAGUGGGCCCUGCGCUUCCUGCCGAAAGAAAAUGGCGUCCAUCACAUCCAUAUCCGCUGCGACGGUGUCCAUAUUCCUCAAUCCCCCUUCAGGGUCUUGGUCGGCACCGACGACGCUGAUCCUGCCGCUGUCAACGCCCACGGUCCCGGCUUGAAGGAAGCAAUCGCCGGCCAGAAGACGGACUUCAUCGUGGAUACGACCGCUGCCGGCAUUGGCAAGCUCAAGGUCCAGGUCGAUGGACCGACAAAGGUUUCUAUGGAUUGCACAGAGAUCGACGAGGGCUACAAGGUCCACUACACUCCCCUUGCGCCUGGCGACUACUUCAUCGCUGUUAAAUACAAUGGCUACCACGUAUGCGGAUCGCCCUUCAAGGUCAGCGUCAGCGGUGAGGCCACUCGAACCUCCGCCGGAGGUCUCGUUGCCGCCAAUGUCGCCGAGAGCUCGAACGUCGAGCUGGACACCGUCCGCAAACAAGGCACCGCGAAGGCCGAUCGUCUGCCCGCUUUCAAGUCGGACGCGAAACGCGCCACCUCUAAGGGUUUGGGUUUGAAGAAGGCGGUCAUGGGACGCGCGAACACCUUCACCGUCGACUGCAGCAACGCCGGGAACAACAUGCUCUACUGUAGCGUUUUCGGACCUAAAGGUCCUUGCGACGAGACCUUCGUCAAGCACAUGGGCCGCAACAUGUACAAUGUGACCUAUCAAUGCAAGGAAAGAGGAGACCACAUCAUAAUGGUGAAAUGGGGAGACGAGAACAUCCCCGGCUCCCCCUUCAAGGUCAUUGCUGCUUAAGGCAACGGAACUUCGCAAGGUUUUUGAUGUAAGCUUCAUCAUGCGUCCGGAGCUUCGUUGUGAACGUUCGUGGGACUCCGGGGCGAUCUCCGAGCUCGUAUCGACUUGACGAUACAGAGAUUAGGAAGAUUUCCGACGCCGCGCUCGUCCACCGAUCGAGUUCGGAUUCUGGAUCGUAGCAUCUAAAAGAGCUCAAGUCAUUGAUAUCAUUCAAGGAAUACUCUGAAGGGUGUAUUUAUUAUUAUUGACAAGCAUUUCCCGCUCAU
This is a messenger RNA of Galendromus occidentalis (western predatory mite), 6947 nucleotides long. RefSeq names its product filamin A protein cher (gene cher). Gene Ontology annotation, biological process: actin cytoskeleton organization. NCBI's taxonomy places the organism in Eukaryota, Metazoa, Arthropoda, Arachnida, Mesostigmata, Phytoseiidae. The record is from RefSeq and is a predicted model, not a curated record. Gene Ontology annotation, molecular function: actin filament binding. The transcript has 21 exons. Bases 1 to 6681 code for a protein of 2226 amino acids.